Saccostrea echinata is the source of this 1813-nucleotide messenger RNA. RefSeq names its product phosphoserine phosphatase-like. Bases 99 to 776 code for a protein of 225 amino acids. Gene Ontology annotation, molecular function: L-phosphoserine phosphatase activity; magnesium ion binding. The record is from RefSeq and is a predicted model, not a curated record. NCBI's taxonomy places the organism in Eukaryota, Metazoa, Mollusca, Bivalvia, Ostreida, Ostreidae. Gene Ontology annotation, biological process: L-serine biosynthetic process; dephosphorylation. The transcript is spliced from 6 exons. Gene Ontology annotation, cellular component: cytoplasm.
ACCCAUGUGGCAGUAACAACAUCAACUUCUGAACUUGGACUUGGGUAAUUAGAACAAUUUAUUGGACAAGGCUACUCGGAGUCGGACGCCUCCACACAAUGGGGACGUUAGAGGAGGUUCGCAGGAUCUGGGCCCAGGCCAAUGGUGUUUGUUUUGAUGUGGAUUCUACUCUAGUGAUGGAUGAAGGACUUGAUGAGCUGGCCAAAUUUUGUGGGGUUGGCAAAGAGGUACAAGAAUGGACCAAGAAAGCCAUGGGAGGAGGCGUGUCCUUUAGAGAAGCACUCAAGGCUCGUUUGGAUAUCGUCAAACCUUCACGUCAAAAGCUGGAAGAUUUUAUUGCGCAGCAUCCACCAAAGUUCUCUCCUCAUAUUCAGGAAUUAAUCUCUGAGCUACACAGCAGGAAUAGGAAGGUGUAUUUAGUGUCAGGAGGUUUCCAGAGCAUUAUUUUACCAGCCGCCAAAAGACUUAACAUUCCAGUACAGAAUGUCUUCGCUAACAGACUGAAGUUUUACUUUAACGGUGACUAUGCCGGUUUUGAUGAGAGUCAGCCCACUUCUUCCUCCGGGGGUAAGGCUGUGGUGGCCGGUAUCAUAAAGAAUGAGUAUCAAUGCCAGACCUUAGUGGUGGUGGGGGACGGAGCCACUGACAUGGAGGCGGUUCCUCCAGCAGAUGCUUUUAUUGGUUAUGGAGGCAAUGUGGUCAGAGAUUCUGUGAAAGAAAAGGCCGCUUGGUUUGUGACAGAUUUUAGAGAGCUUAUUCAAGCACUGGACAGUUGAAGCAUGUAAAUUUUAGGCAUAUUACUUAAAAAAAAACUGUCUGUGACAUGUAUAGAUAAAUAUAUGUAUUAUAAAAGGUACAGGUAUGUAAAAAUAACUUUAAAGCAAAGAUUCAAACAGAUUAGAGGAUAGCAUAAUAUUGAUAAAUUAAGUUGAUGUGAUUUUAUCUGUACAUUUACAAGAGCAUUUAACAAGGGAAACAUUUCUCAAUUUAACAGUUUCAUCAGUUUAAAUUGAGGAUUCUUUGUCAGUAUUAUUUUUUUUUUUGAUAAGCUCUGUAUCAUAUACAUUUGUGAAGCUUUAAAAUAUUCAUAGGGCAUGAAAAUAAUAACUGUUGCUGGUUUGGGUUUUUGCAAUGUGUUCUUCAAGCUUUAAAAAUCUGUUCAUUACUAAUUUAACUCUUCUUAGUUUUUUUUUUUUUUUUUUUUUUUUUUUUUUGUAACAACUUUAAAUGAGGUACACUCUGAAAGUAAGGAUUUUUUAACAUACCCAUAUGCAUGUAUAUGGUCUUUAGUGAACACUAUUAUGUACAUUUAUUGACUGGUUUCGAGGGCAAUGCAUGCAAUUUAUCAGACCCAUAAUCCAAACUGUUUGCCUGAGAUCAUUAGACCAAAGGCUUACAGUUUAGUUCGACGGGUUGACAGAAUGCAUUUUCCCUGAGAACAGUCAAUAAAUGAUUUGUUUAUCUUUUACUUUUUAUUAAUUGACAUAUCUUGCGCUGGCUUUCAUGUUUGCGAUAAUUGAUAAGAUAUAGCUGAUCGCCUGAUCCCGCCUACAGUUGACGUAAAAAACGUCAUUGUGGUCCAAUAUCUCAUGGACAGGGCCAAUAUGUUACUGAGCGGUCCAACAUCAAUUUUUUUGGACUGCUCAGAAAUGUUAGACUUUCUUACAGUGUAGAGAAAAUUUAUAUAGGAACAAUUUUUACUUACAGUAAAAGUAUUUAUUGUACAUGUACCAUAUACGGAAAGGGAAAUAUACAUGUAGGGUAAUAUCAGUUAUAUAAUGGUUGUGUAUUUGAAUAAAUGAUGGACUUUUAA